Messenger RNA from Danaus chrysippus (African queen), 1395 nucleotides. Lineage: Eukaryota; Metazoa; Arthropoda; Insecta; Lepidoptera; Nymphalidae. The record is from the annotation of a GenBank genome assembly.
AUGUCAGUAGGUCAACGCACAGUGCGUGCGGGGCGGGGCGUGUCAGUGAGGACGGGCGCGGGGGGUGCGAGGAGGGGGGGCGCAGGUCGCUCGGGCGUUGCACCGCUGCAUCCAGUGCAGGCUCUACGGACGCCGGCUCGGCUACGUAGCGCCUACACUGCACACCUUCUAUGUUCCGUAGAGGUUAGAGGGAAGAGGCCUUUUAAGAUAUGGGACAGUUCGAGGAAUGUACGGAAGGGGCUGGUGGUGACCAGCUUCGAGGAGCUCAUACAUAGAGGUAAGGAGAAGCUAUCAGUAGCGGCGAGCGAGCCCGUGAGGCUGGUGCUGGAGAGUGACGGCACUCAGGUGGAAGACGGAGAGUACUGGAGGACGCUCCCUCCCAACACUGUGCUGCUGCUGCUGAGGCAGGGGGAGAGAUGGUAUCCUACAGGGGUCGACGUCAUCAAGGCUGCGAUAUCGGCGAUCCCCAAGAUUGUGUGCGAGACGAUACACGCGCUCGAGUUACACGAUGAGACGCCUUCGUGGAAGAUCAUGGACAACAAGGGGCGUGUCACGGUGGUGCUGCACUGGGACCAGCGGCCCCAGGCCUCGCCCGCCGCGCGCUCGCCCUCCCGCCAGGUCAAGCCGGACCGCAGGCCCUCGCUCGUGAUCCAGACGUCUCUGGAGCGCCCGCAGCCGCCGCCGCCCCACAUCACGGUCGUCAACCACGACGAGCCCGGCCCGGCGCGAGCUCGGCUCUCCCGCGCCUCCUCCUCUCUCGACCACCACGUUCACACGGCGGAGUGUCGCGCCGCACCGCCGUCCCACGCCCCUCAUCAGCACCCUCCGCACGCACCGCACCGCCCGCCUACCGACGAAUGCGAUUUCCACUGUUGUGCGCUGCACGAGGAGGGGCGGCGUAUCGCGGUCCACAAGAGCGUGGCCACCUCCCCCAUCCAGGACUCUCAGCCUCGCGCCUCUCCCCAGGGAAGGCCGAAGGGUCACGUUCGGUUUCUGGACGCGGAGUCGGCGCGGCGCGGGGACCGGGACUCGUCCGAGAGCGAGACGGAGAACACACUCGUCGAGGACGAGGCCGUCACUUCGGAGAAGUUUCUGCUCCUCAUCGACCAACUGAGCGUCGACCAGAAGCGACACCUCACCAUCAAAGACAUCGGCAUCAUAUUGGAGCGGUUGAGCUCGAAGAUCCUCGACGUGGAGCGCCUGGACCGCGAGUCAGAGUCCGACGACUGUUACAACUGGACGAUAAAGGCCACCAUCAGGGGCGACGCGCUGCGGGAGCUGGGCGUCAUCUACAACGGGAACUACUACGCCAUCAGCGAGCACCCGGGCUACCGGGAGGAGAACGAGGAGGCCGGGGACGAGGGCGAGGAGGAGGAGGAGGAGGACAGGCUCUGA